This is a messenger RNA of Amoebophrya sp. A120, 2637 nucleotides long. The record is from the annotation of a GenBank genome assembly. NCBI's taxonomy places the organism in Eukaryota, Dinophyceae, Syndiniales, Amoebophryaceae.
GUCGACGUGGAGUACCAUCUUAGCGAAGAUCCUUCAAAUUCACCAGAGGACCUAACCGUGUUAACGCUAAUUUGAAGUAGUUGUAGAAGCUGCGUCCAAUAUGGCCUUGUUGUUGCGCUGUUGCGGUAGCUCCAAGCCAGCUUUGCGCGCUUCGGAAUAUGAACUCCAAAAGUUGUAUCGUACUAGUAGUUAUUGCAAUACAAGUUAGCUCAGCACGACAAAGAGAAUUUGUCAUGCUGUUUUACCUUGCGAUGGAGAUUUGUAAUGCAUGGUUGCAAUUACUACGAGUACGAGUACGAUACUUUUGCACAGGAUACGGAAGUCGACCGGUCGACAAUCAAGCAAACCGAGCUGUCCGUAUGAGAGUGCACAACCCGUACUCGCCCACCCCCUCAUUUGGAGGGCAUCAUGGGGAGCAAUACAAACACCAAUACAGAUGGAUGUUGUGCAUGACAACUUCAUCAUGCGUGGUUGACUCUAGUACUGUUUGGCCUUGUUGUUCUAGAAUUUCAAUUUGUGAUGCAAAGAGGGACGGGAGUUGUGCGCUCUCAUAGCCCGCGGCACUGGUCGCGAAGAUUGAAGAAAGCUUCAAAAAAAUCGACAAGGAUAUCCACAACAGAUUUUCAGAUAAGUCGCUUGAUUGCUACAUACAUCUUAGUCUUACCAUGCUCGUCGUCGACCUGGUUCUGCUUGCAUCAACCUCCAAGAACUACACCAGGACAAAAUACAUUUGCCCCUGCUCAGGGGAAACAAAGACAAACGCAAACACUAACUACAUCAGAAGCCGCUGCUGUUCGAUGUUUCGUCAUGAUUUCUGUAUUAUAAUACAUAGGCAAGCACAACUACAACUAGUAUCUGAAUUCUGACGACGGGAGGUUGGUAUUGCUAUUGGUAGGCAAGAUCAAGAAGCGGCUUUUCUGUUGGAUAGAAAACGGCAGUGGCGAAGUAGAAAUCGACGAAGCAGUGAAAGUGUUCAAAAGGUACAAUUUGCUGGACGCGAUGAAGAACAAUUUGUCAUGCAAGGCUCGGAUACAGAAAUAAAAGGCCUGUCAUGCUGAACUACCCAACAAUAUCUUCCAAAGGUUUUCCGGGGCUGCGGCGAAAAAGAUGCUUUCCGAUAUGGACGAGAACAACGAUGGAAGGAUAAGUAAGGACGAAUGGGUGCUGUAUUUCAAAUAUGCAUUGCAAAAGUAACGUACGAGUACGGAGUUGUUCGUGGUCCUAUAACCCUAAGAACAUCACAAGAAAUUUUGAUGAUGCAAUGUGUUUCAGCAGGUAGUUCAUGAGGAAAGAGACCAAAUCUCUCUGUCAUGCAGCAAAAAGAAAAAGUAAAAACCUGCAACAUCAUCAGUACAAACACGAUACUUUUUCGAAGAAUAGCAAACGCGUAGUCGGCACGGGGGACUACACAGAGCAAGAUGUGGACGACGAGGUACUAUAGAAAAGAAAAUUUUUUUUCUCAUGCAUGACAUGAAUUGCGCAUGCAGUUUGAUAUCCAAGUUCUGCAUGACAGAUUUUCAAAUCGAAAAACCUCCAAAACAUAUUACAGAUCGGCGAGUUCAUUGACGAGGGGAUGGCGUUAUCCUGUGCGAAAGUUUCGUACUCGUAUUGCAGUCAUGCAUUGCAAAUCUUUUCCUUAAGGUGCAUUCGCAUCACAAAUUUCAUUUCUCAUGCUGAGGAAAUUUGUAAUGCUUUUAUACGAGUGCGAUACUUUUGCAGUUCAUAGGCGUUUUCGUUCCAAGUGGAGGGCCUGAAGCAAACCAACAAUGCGGAAAUCGCGCAUGUAAAAUGAACAAAGAGUCAGUGCUAUCCUGAGUAAAAACGUACCCACACCAGAGUCAAGAUGGGGAAUCGGCUAGACAAAUCCACGAGUUUUGGCUUUUUUGCAUGACAAAUUUGGAUUCGUAGUAUAGUGCUGUUUCAGCUAGCUCAGCAGCAUCACAGAUCUAGAAUACCAUGCUGAUUGGAGCAUGACAAAUUGCAAAACACGACUAGAAAAUGCUUCUCAUGGAGCUCCGCAUGAGAAACAUUUUCAGCAUGCAGAUUUGCAUUACAACUCUGGCGUGGGUACGUUUUUACUCAGGAUAAGUGCUCAGCAGGACGAGGAGGACCGCACUGUGAAGUCAAGUUGUAUUAUUGAGACGAAAAAAAAUAAAAUGCAAAAUUUACGGAUUAAUACGGAAAAUACUAUCUGUAUGUCCUCUUUCCACCACCUAAACCUAUCGAGUUUCACCACCAAAAAUAAGCUCAGUGUGGUCUUUACAUCAUAUCUAGUGCCUCCUCUUCUCGACAGUUGUAGAGACAAACGACCCAGAAGAUAUCCUGCAGUUUGAUGAAAUUUGAGUACAGAAGAUUCUGCUACUCAUCAAAUCAGGUGCGCCUUACUUCUGUAGUUCUAGUUUCACCUCCGCGUCUAGGACAAGGACCCGAACCCGAAAAAUAACUUACGAACAAAACGACCUAAAAAAAUUUGUCCGUACACCGGAACUAGUAGUAGUACUAGGCCGGUGAUUGAAAAAGAACUUUAUAUGUACCUACUUGAGUUAUAUACGCUCGAAGUGCUUCUGCGUACCAACCUCUCAAGCAGAAGAAAAAUCGAACGAAAUUCGCCCUGAAAGUAGUACCUGUACCAAAAAA